Molecule: messenger RNA, 2253 nt
Organism: Ustilaginoidea virens
Lineage: Eukaryota; Fungi; Ascomycota; Sordariomycetes; Hypocreales; Clavicipitaceae
Exons: 5
Coding region: 1-2253 (750 amino acids)
Biological process (GO): intracellular protein transport; vesicle-mediated transport
Cellular component (GO): membrane coat
Molecular function (GO): clathrin binding
Source: RefSeq, a predicted model, not a curated record
AUGGCGGUGAAUCGCAUUCGCGGCGCUUUUGCCGUGCCUCGCAAGGGCGAGACCUUUGAGUUGCGGGCAGGACUAGUGUCGCAGUACGCAUACGAGCGUAAAGAGGCUAUUCAGAAAACCAUCAUGGCUAUGACAUUGGGUAAGGACGUCUCUGCCUUGUUCCCCGACGUGCUCAAGAAUAUUGCCACUGGCGAUCUGGACCAGAAGAAGCUUGUCUAUUUAUAUCUCAUGAACUAUGCCAAGUCUCAUCCAGAUUUGUGCAUCCUCGCUGUGAACACCUUUGUACAGGAUUCGGAAGAUCCGAAUCCGUUGAUCAGGGCGUUGGCCAUCCGCACAAUGGGCUGCAUACGAGUAGACAAAAUGGUGGAUUACAUGGAAGAACCGCUGCGGAAAACGCUACGAGACGAGUCGCCAUAUGUACGCAAAACUGCCGCCAUCUGCGUGGCAAAGCUCUUUGACCUAAACCCGUCCAUGUGCAUUGAGAAUGGCUUUCUCGAGACUUUGCAAGAGCUGAUUGGCGAUCCCAACCCCAUGGUUGUGGCCAAUUCCGUGCAAGCUCUGUCGGAGAUCAGCGAGACCGCUCCUGAGACGAGAGCGUUGGUUGUCACUCCGGCGACCUUGAAGAAGCUUCUCAUGGCUCUGAACGAAUGCACUGAAUGGGGAAGAAUCACGGUUCUGACGACCCUUGCGGAUUAUCCUGCGUCAGAUACUAAAGAGUCGGAGCAUAUCUGCGAACGAGUUGUGCCCCAGUUUCAGCAUGUCAAUCCAGCCGUCGUUCUUGCAGCCAUCAAGGUCGUCUUCAUUCAUAUGAAGGCCGUCAACCCUGAGAUGGUCCGAUCUCUGCUCAAGAAGAUGGCUCCGCCUCUCGUCACUCUGGUCGCCUCGGCACCCGAAGUCCAAUACGUCGCCUUGCGAAACAUCGACCUCUUACUCCAGGCCAAGCCGGAUAUCCUCAGCAAAGAGUUGCGAGUCUUCUUCUGCAAAUACAACGAUCCGCCCUACGUGAAGCUUCAAAAGCUCGAAAUCAUGGUACGGAUAGCGAACGAAUCCAACUACGAACAACUCCUGGCCGAGUUGAAAGAAUAUGCCUUGGAAGUGGACAUGGACUUUGUUCGUCGGGCUGUCAAGGCCAUUGGGCAGGUUGCCAUCAAAAUCGAAAACGCCAGCCCCAAAUGCGUGCAGGCUCUGGAGGACCUGAUAUCUACCAAGGUCAAUUACGUGGUGCAAGAAGUCAUUGUAGUUGUCAAGGAUAUUCUGCGCAAGUAUCCCGGCUACGAGGGGGUGAUACCCACGUUGUGCGAACACAUUGACGAGCUCGACGAGCCGAAUGCGCGCGGGUCCCUUAUUUGGAUCGUUGGAGAGUAUGCGGAGAAGAUUAACAACGCCGAUCAGAUUCUGGAAAGCUUUGUUGAAGGUUUCAUGGAAGAGUUUACCCAGACACAGCUGCAAAUAUUGACCGCCGUGGUAAAACUAUUCCUAAAGAAACCUGGAAACACCCAAAAAUUGGUUCAAAAGGUGCUGCAGGCUGCCACCGCCGAGAAUGACAAUCCAGACAUUCGCGAUAGAGCUUAUGUAUAUUGGCGCCUUCUAUCUGGCGACUUGGACAUUGCCAAGAGCAUCGUUCUCUCCAAGAAACCCACCAUCUCCACCACCAUGACAAGCCUGCCUCCGUCACUGCUGGAGCAGCUGCUCUCUGAGCUAUCUUCACUGGCUUCGGUGUACCACAAGCCUCCAGAGUCGUUCGUCGGCAAGGGCCGAUUCGGAGCCGACGAGAUUCAAAGGGCAGCCAUCCAAGAGCAAAGGCAGAACGCAGCAGAUAAUCCCAUUGCUGCAUCUGUGGCGGCUACUGCCAAUGGAAGCGGCAGCAGUGCUACCCAGAACAACGUCGAAAACCUUCUUGAUAUCGACUUUGACGGCGCGGCACCGGCAUCUCAUGAGCAACAGAGCGCGACGGCCACGCCAGAGCGGAUGGCCAGCCCGGCUGGAGGAGCCUCAUCUGGCAGCAUGGCAGACAUGAUGAGCAUGUUCGAUGCCCCUGCCGCCUCCGGUGGGUCAAGUAGUGGUGCAGGUGCGGCAUUACCAGGCUCUGGAAGCGGCAUGAACGACUUGAUGAGCGGCUUUGACGGAUUGAACUUUGGCGAUGCUGGCUCGGCCCAACCGCUCCCUCCGGCCAUGCAAAUGCAAAGCAUGCAAGCUAGUGGGAGGGGGCAAACUCAGCAAAAGGACAGCGAUGAUUUAUUGGGCUUAUUGUAG